This is a messenger RNA of Aspergillus fumigatus Af293, 2388 nucleotides long. The record is from RefSeq and is a predicted model, not a curated record. Lineage: Eukaryota; Fungi; Ascomycota; Eurotiomycetes; Eurotiales; Aspergillaceae.
AUGAGCCUCAUCUCAGUUCCCCGCCAAACCGUUUUGGGUCAAUGUAGUUCCCUCUCUCAGUUCCAUGCAGCUGCUCUACAAACAACAACAAAGCUCGAAUUCGAGCUUCACUUACAGACGCGCAAAACGAAAGCGAUUGAUUUCGGAUUCUCAUUUGGACUUGCUUCGGCACCCCCAGAGUCCACGUCGGAACCCGCGCCGCAACCCGCCACGACUGUUACUGCCACCGAACCGGCUGGUUCUUCACAAACAACAUCAGUCCUAGGCGAAACAGCUAAGUCACUGGUAUCAGCAGCACAGACACCUUCAUCUCGAAAUCUAGGUUCUGGCCAGCGGACACCAGGAAGUGCGCGCAAUGGCCUCCCCGAGCGACCGUCGAUGUUCGAUAUACCCUCGGAUGAGGAGUUAGAACUUGGGCGCAGCAGCAAAAGGAGAAAAAUUGAAUCUCCCAAAGUUACCCAGACAUCGGCGAAUUCAGACGUCACAGCCCAGGAAUCGAGUUUAGCACAGUCCCGGCCGGACAGCACGACGAGAAGCGCACAAGGAGGCCUUCAUGAUGAGCCACAGGCUGCGGCACCUACCAGAAGCACCGAACAAGUAUCCGAAGACGUAGCUGAACCCGCCGUUCCGUCAGCAUCAAACAGCCUGAUCGAUACCCUGGCAAAGGUGGGUGAGAACUCGGAGGUUCAUGGGGCAGCAGAAGAGACUACGGUGAAGCGAAGUGGUCUACAACUACAGAACGGCUCGAAAUCACCUCCCCAGGAUACCAUCAACUCCGAGCGCAGCAGGCAUGAGUCAGAACCCCACAAUCGCUUUCCACCAGAAGCUUCUUUGAUGCCGCAAGAAGCUGUCGCAGAGCAGGCGGUGGAAGAGCAGGUGACACCAGAACAAGCCAAAGCCGACGAAGGCACACAGCAGCCUACGCGAACCCCAGAGGUACCAAGUGAACAGCACAUCGCUAGUGAAAUGAAGGAGUUACAGCCUCAGCGCCAGAAGCGAGCAAGGGGCAGGCCACCGGCAUCUAGCCGGAAGCAAUCUGCUAUUGGUGAACCCUCAGAGCGAAAUGGAGGUGACGAACUGGAGAAAACGGCGGCUCCAGAUGACCCGAGCAAGAGACUUCGAGGCAGAAGUAUCAGAAAUGCCCGAGGCACACCGAAUGCUCCUGAUACCGAGAACGCUGUCCCCAAUAGCAGCUUAGGCCGCGGACAGGACACAGCACAACCCGAUACGGAUGGCGGCGACACUGCAGCAAGGGCCCAGGACGUUGAGCAAUCAGUUUCGGUGAAACAAAACGAGAAGAAGAAGGGCAGGCGUGCUGGACGCGUUGGCAUGGCCCGUCAUGUGGAGACUGAGCAAGACAAAUCCGAUGAGUCGAAUGAGAGAAUUCCGCAAGAGGAGCAGCUGCAGCCAGGCCGGGAGCAAGAGCAUAAGCCUGAGCUGCAACCUGAGGCCGAGCCCGCACCAGAGGUUGCAAGCAGAGCAGAAUCUCCAACAACUCAGGAGGCUUCUCCACGGCCUAAGAAACGGCGUGGAAGACCGUCAUUAGCAUCGAGAAGGGAUGACAACACAGCAACGCAGCCUGAAGAACGACAAAUCACACAGCAAGAGGUUGACGCGGAGGAUUCUAAACCUACGAGAAAGCGGACUAGACAACCUCGCAGUGAAACUGUACCUGUGACUGUCCACCGGCUGGUGAAUGUCGCUUCGCUGGCGCCAGGACCUUCUGGUCCUGAUUCACCAGUCGAGGAUGGAGACUCGGCCGAUGAACUGGCCGCCAGGGGAAAGACUAAGCUCCCCAGAAGAGGAGGCGUCAACCCAGCCGAUGUACUGAGCCAGAUUUGCCGAGAGACACUAGAAAAGACACUCACUACUCUUAAGAACGGAAUAGCCAAUGAGACCAAUCCCGCACGACGUGCGGAAUGGACCCGCAAAAAGAAAGCCGUCGAGGCUUACGAAACAGAACUUGAGGGUCGGCUUUUUGAGUUGAGUGAGAUGCUGGAUAGUAACUUUGUUCUCGGCGUCCAGCUGAAGAAAGCAAAGCGGGAAAUGAUGGACUUGCGAGGCCGGCUGUACCAAAUCCGCAAAGAGAGAGAGGCGGUCGCUUUACGGAUGGAUGCAGUGCGCAGCAAGCAUGCGGAAGAGGAAAGUGCGAGAAUGGUAAGCUUUGGCCUAGUUCCGAAGUCUAUAAGUACGUUUUCGAUGUGCGUGUGGUUGGUAGCUGACGUUUCCAGGCCCGCAUUUCUAUCAACAAUUCCUUGCAUAGCCUCGAGCUUGCUAUUGAACGAAGUCAGAAUCGCGCAUCCGCCGAUGCUGACGACGCAGAAUCGGCAGAUGCUUCACCCACAGUUGGCCUGGAGUUUAUGCUCCGUAGCGUUGCAGAAGCAGUGA